UUGUCCAUACGAUGGGAAAUUUUUCCUAGGAAGUCACCUACGAAUAGGAAUACAAGUGGGUCAUCCGAAGAAAGCGUUCCACAGAAAGAUCCCGACGAAGAAGAACAUCUUUCACAAUGGAGGAUUACUGUUAACCCAUCAGCUAAUUUUCUUUCUCAAAGUGACGAACUUAGGAGUCUUAUAAAUAGGCUUUCUCGAAGUCAAAAAUUGGUUUCACCAUCAGAAGCUCGGUAUUUAUGUGCUGGUUUGCAGUUUCUUGACACAACUUCCGACUUACUUUUGCCUCUUUUUACGGUGAUUUCAAAUUCAACAGCUUUUCCAGCUAAUCAAAGAAUAUUUUUGCAAUGUGGCAUCACUGAAAGAAUCGUUUCGAUGUUGAAAAACUCGCAUGCAGUAAUGCUGCUACAGUGUGUAGCAAAUAUGGCUGUUCAUAAUGAAAAUGACAGUAUCUUAAAACCAGCUAUACCAUUUAUUAUAAAAAGACUCGAUUCAGAAGUUGAUCUUGAAGGCACAGUGGCUUUUCAAGCUUUAACAAAUCUUUCAUUGAAUAUUGCUCCAUCACAGAUUGAAAUCUUCCGACCAACGAUUCAAAUUUGCUUAAAAAAGUUAUGGAUAAAAGGAGAAGUAAAUUUGAGUGCUCUUAGAUUGUUGGUAAAUUUAUCGUGCUGCCCUAAUAUGGUGCCAUAUGUACUUGCUGCUAAAGUAAGUUGUUUUAUCGUUUUACGAGGAGUAACAUGGCUAUUAUGUUUGUCAUCAGCUGUAGAUGCCUUGUCGAUAACCUAUGACCUAAUAGCACCAUUGAAUCAAGAUCCUUUCGCCAAUCCUAACUAUACUAUCUAUUUCACUAUAUAUGCUUUAAAGGGUCGAAAAGAAUUAGAAAAGAGGCUUCUCGAGUUAUCACGAAGAAAGGACGAAGCAGCCACAAAAUCUAACUGUCUAUUAGAAAUUCUUGCCCGAAUACCUGUGGCUUUUUCAUCUAAUUCGAAUUUAAACCAUUUAUAA
Molecule: messenger RNA, 1002 nt
Organism: Dracunculus medinensis (Guinea worm)
Lineage: Eukaryota; Metazoa; Nematoda; Chromadorea; Rhabditida; Dracunculidae
Source: the annotation of a GenBank genome assembly